AUGAGUGACCCCCUCUCGAUCGCAGCUGGCAUCGCUGGAUUCCUCUCGCUUGGGAUCCAGGUGACGCAAACCUUAGUGGAUUUCUAUUCGGUCUACAGAAGCCAAGACACUGAUAUUGCAAAAAUUACUCAAAAUAUGGAGAACCUUCAAAGCAUCUUUCGAUCCCUAGAGACUGCGAUCCACCAACGUCAAUCUCAGACUAACGCAGAAGAGCUACUUCAAGAAGUCGAUAAGGCUACACAGAGAUGCCACGAGAUCAUUCGAGAGCUCCAGUCUGAGUGCCAGAAACUCCAAACCGACCAGAAACUCCAAACCGAAUCGAGUACGAGCUUAAAGGUCCGUUUUCAAGCUGCUGGACGCCGCGGACGCCGCGUCACUUAUCCGUUCCGAAAAAGCACAAUACAGAAAAUCGAAGAAGAUGUUGGCGCGAUACGCGAAAACUUGCUAUUCGCACUCAGCGUACUACAAUUCAAAAGUCACAAUCAGAUUGAAGAUGAUGUAUUGGCAGUUCGAUCUCUUCUCGAGCGGACUAAUUCAAGCCAAAUUUCUUUCGUUAUUCCACCACCCAAGAACUGGACAAUGGUUGCGCAAGUCGGUCCUCUGUUCAGCUAUAAUACAACAUACAUUUCUGAUGAAUCAAAGCGAGAUGCUCACGGGAUGUUACUCGACGCUCACGCGGUAGAACUCGGCGAAUCACCGUAUUUCGAUCGUGAGGGCCGAUGCUAUGAGCAAGAUGAUCUUGUUGAUAUAUGUCUUGGACUCAUCGAGAUCGUGGAAACUGACGAUGACAAUGACCAUGGAAUAAUAACCUCGACAGUUCGCAUCGCUCAUUUUUCCAUCCAAGAGUAUCUUCAAUCAGACCGUAUCCGCCAGCAGAAAGCGAAAAUAUUCGCCAUUGAUAGUGGAGCUGCAAAUGCAGAAAUGGCCCAAAUCUGCCUCGUAUAUCUUUUGAACCCGACGCUAUCAGAUGGCGUUCUGGAUGAUGUAAAACUUCGACACUUCCCACUAGCUCAUUUCGCUGCUCUACAUUGGUAUCACUAUUAUCAAGUAUCAGAAGAAAGGUUGAAAGCUGAAAAAAUGGUAUCAAGGAUUUUUCAGAACGAGAACAAUUCCUUCGUGACCUGGGUCAGGUUACAUGAGAUUGACCAUCCAUAUUCAUGGAACAUGGAUCUCAAUGUUGAAAGAAGCGUGGACAACAUAGCAUCGCCUGUAUAUUACGCAUCCUUUUUGGGACUAGAGAUCACCUUGAGGGGUAUUCUCGGGAUUUAUGGGGAGUCUACUGGUUUAUCAGACAUAGUUAAUUCCCAGGGUGGAUACUAUGGCAAUCCACUUCAAGCAGCAUCAUAUGGAGGUCACAGCCAGGUAGUCCAAAUACUGCUGGAUGAAGGUGCCGACGUGAACGCCCAAGGUGGACUCUUUGGCAAUGCACUUCAAGCAGCAUCAUCUAAGGGCGACAGCCAGGUGGUCCAAAUGCUACUAGAUCGAGGCGCCGAUGUGAACGCCCAGGGUGGAGAGUAUGGCAAUGCACUUCAAGCAGCAUCAUUAAAGGUCGACAGCCAGGUGGUCCAAAUGCUACUAGAUCGAGGCGCCGAUGUGAACGCCCAAGGUGGACUCUUUGGCAAUGCACUUCAAGCAGCAUCAUCUAGGGGUCACAGCCAGGUAGUCCAAAUACUGCUGGAUGAAGGUGCCGACGCGAACGCCCAAGGUGGACUCUUUGGCAAUGCACUUCAAGCAGCAUCAUUUAAGGGCGACUGCCAGGUGGUCCAAAUAUUGCUAGAUCAAGGCGCCGAUUUGAACGCCCAGGGUGGAAAGUGUGGCAAUGCACUUCAAGCAUCAUCAUUUAAGGGCAACAGCCAGGUGGUCCAGAUGCUGCUAGAUCAAGGCGCCGUUUUGAACGCCCAAGGUGGACUCUUUGGCAAUGCACUUCAAGCAGCAUCAUCUAGGGGUCACAGCCAGGUAGUCCAAAUGCUGCUAGAUCAAGGUGCCGACGUGAACGCCCAAGGUGGAAACUAUGGCAACGCACUUCACGCAGCAUCUAUUGGGGGCUACAGCCAGGUAGUCCAAAUGCUGCUGGAUCGAGGUGCCGAUGUGAACGCCCAAGGUGGACUCUUUGGCAAUGCACUUCAAGCAGCAUCAUCUAGGGGUGACAGCCAGGUGGUCCAAAUGCUGCUGGAUGAAGGUGCCGUUUUGAACGCCCAAGGUGGACUCUUUGGCAAUGCACUUCAAGCAGCAUCAAGUGGGGGCCACAACCAGGUAGUCCAAAUGCUGCUAGAUCAAGGUGCCGACGUGAACGCCCAAGGUGGAAACUAUGGCAACGCACUUCACGCAGCAUCUAUUGGGGGCUACAGCCAGGUAGUCCAAAUGCUGCUGGAUCGAGGUGCCGAUGUGAACGCACAAUAUGGGUUAUGUGGCAAUGCACUUCAAGCAGCAUCAAGUGGGGCAGCAUCAAGUGGGGGCCACAACCAGGUGGUCCAAAUGCUGCUAAAUCAAAGUGCCAAUGUAGACGCCUAG
Penicillium soppii is the source of this 2511-nucleotide messenger RNA. RefSeq lists its product as uncharacterized. Gene Ontology annotation, molecular function: protein binding. The record is from RefSeq and is a predicted model, not a curated record. Lineage: Eukaryota; Fungi; Ascomycota; Eurotiomycetes; Eurotiales; Aspergillaceae. The transcript has 5 exons. Bases 1 to 2511 code for a protein of 836 amino acids.